GUUAAUUCAUUUUUCUUUUAAAUUCUACUGAGAAAAAGGGAAAAUUUGAAGGGGGGAAAAAGGUGGUUUAAGAAGGAAAGAAGAGAGGAGAAAAAAGAAAAAAAAAAGUGGGCAAGAAAGACGGAACCGAAAGCAAGAAAUUAUGUAACCACCAGUUCUUUAAUUACAUUUCCUUUCUACUAAAAUCCAUAUUAUUAUUACUUACUCUAUCAUCAAGAAUGGCGAAAAUCAGUGAACUGAAAAGAGAGUUACAGAGAGCGGUGAAUUGUGUAAUUGAAGAAGACGAUGAUGAUUCAUUAGAAGCUACUGAUCAAGCCAUGCAGUGUUUGUGUGCUUUAAAAGACUUGAAAUUGAAAUCUUUGAGUUUACCAAUUACACCACCACAUGAAUUUGUUUGCCCACUUUCCAAACAGUUAAUCAAAGACCCUGUUGUUUUGGCGUCUGGUCAGACAUAUGACAGACCAUUCAUUCAAAAGUGGCUGAAAGAUGGCAAUCGUACCUGCCCCGAAACAAAGCAGGUUCUCUCCCAUUCAGCUCUCACCCCGAAUCAUCUAGUGAGAAAAAUGAUUUCACAGUGGUGCCUGAAGCACGGAAUUGAGCUGCCUGGCCCUUCCCAUGAUGAGGACCAGGAUAUAGUCACAAAUGCAGACCGAGAUCGUUUAAAUUCACUGCUUGAGACAUUGUCCUCCAGUAAUGUCCCGGAGCAGAAAAAGGCUGCAAAAGAAGUUCGGGUGCUGACUAAACAGAUGCCAUCUUUACGGGCUGUAUUCGGGGAGUGCAGUGAUGCUGUUAACAAAUUGCUAAGUCCUCUCUUGUCUGGAAACGUGAAUAGUCAUCCUGAUCUACAAGAAGAUUUGAUCACUACAGUUCUGAACAUCUCAAUACAUGACAGCAAUAAAAAGCUAGUAGCAGAAAAUCCUAUUGUCAUUCCUUUACUUAUUGAGUCGUUGAAGUUCGGAACGCUUGAAACAAGACGCAAUUCUGCUGCUGCUCUUUUCACAUUAUCAGCACUUGAUUCAAACAAGGAUAUUAUUGGGAAGGCAGGUGCUUUCAAGCCUUUAGUCGAACUCCUGGAUGAGGGACAACCGUUGGCCAUGAAAGAUGCUGCUUCAGCAAUUUUUAAUCUCAGCAUUGUCCAUGAAAAUAAGGGUAAAGCUGUUUCUGAAGGAACAAUAAAGGUGAUUAUGAAGAAGAUCAAAGAUCGGAUACUCAUUGAUGAAUUAUUAGCUAUUCUUGCCCUGCUGUCCACUCAUCACAAGGCCAUCGAGGAGAUGGGAGAGCUGGGUGCAGUCUUUUGUCUCCUUAGUAUUAUUAAGGAGGACACAAGUGAUCGCAACAAGGAGAACUGCAUCGCCAUUCUUUACACAAUGUGCUAUAACGACCGAACAAAGUUGAAAGAGAUAUGGAUAGAUGAGAGUACCAAUGGGACCAUAGCUAAUCUUGCCCAAAGCGGGACCUCUAGAGCCAAGAGGAAGGCAAACGGCAUUAUUGAGCGGCUAGACAGAUAUCUUUCUCUUGUGCACACUGCUUGAGGCUGAAUGUUUGUGUAUGUACAUUCCUAAUCACCCCAUAUGGUUUAGUGUUCUUAAGUGGAUGUUUGGAUUGUGGCAAAUGAGGGGCAUCUUGAAAUCCAUUCGAAUUAUCUUCCUUUCUGAUGAAGGGAUGAGCAAAUAGCAAUUCCUUUUUCCAGAUUUGGAGCAAAAAUAUCCAUUUUUCGGUUAUGUAAAGAAAUCUUCCCUUGAUAUGAAGUUUAGACUUUAGAGUU
Lycium ferocissimum is the source of this 1765-nucleotide messenger RNA. Its product is annotated as U-box domain-containing protein 9-like. Gene Ontology annotation, molecular function: ubiquitin-protein transferase activity. The record is from RefSeq and is a predicted model, not a curated record. NCBI's taxonomy places the organism in Eukaryota, Viridiplantae, Streptophyta, Magnoliopsida, Solanales, Solanaceae. Gene Ontology annotation, cellular component: cytoplasm; nucleus. Gene Ontology annotation, biological process: protein ubiquitination. Bases 219 to 1532 code for a protein of 437 amino acids. The transcript has 3 exons.